Hepatospora eriocheir is the source of this 318-nucleotide messenger RNA. NCBI's taxonomy places the organism in Eukaryota, Fungi, Microsporidia, Hepatosporidae. The record is from the annotation of a GenBank genome assembly.
AUGCACAAUGUAACUACAACAGAAGAAUCAAUUGAGACCAAUGAAAUUGAAAAUGAAGAUAAUAGAAAAAGAAUCAAAAUGAAGAAAGAAUAUACUGAUGAAAUGAUGAGUCAAUUAUGUAAGGAUGCACACCUUGAAAUGCAUUAUUCAACCACUCUUAAAAUAGUAAAACUUUUUAGUAAAUCACACCCCCUUACAGCAAAAGAAAUUGAAAGUGAAACUAACGAGUCAAUGUUUGACAUUUUAACAGUGUUGAAUAUGCUAACUAGAGCAGGUGUUCUACAUAAGAAAGACUUAGAAUAUUGGUUGAUUGAAUAA